AUGUUCGCUGCUGUGCGCGCACCCUCUUCGAGCGCCGCUCGCUCUCUCUCGCUGUGCGCUGUGCGCUCGCUCAGCGUCGUCCGCGUCGGCAAGACGAGCCCCUCGCACACCCUUCCUCGUUCGCCGAGCGUCAGCUCAUCCCGCGGUCUGGCGACGGCCGUCCCAGCUCUGGACAUUGCCAUCACUUCUUCGCCCGCACCAGAAUCGCAGCCAGCCACGCUGCACCUCAAAUCCGGUCAAGCCAUCUCUGGCAAAUCCUUUGGCUCUCCUCGCACGCAGUUCGGUGAAGUCGUCUUUACCACUGCCAUCACCUCCUACACCGAGUCGCUCACCGAUCCAUCCUAUCAAGGUCAAAUCCUCGUCUUUACCCAGCCGCUCAUGGGAAAUUAUGGAGUGCCAGACAACUUCAGCGGCUACAGUCCCAAUGGACACGCUGAAGACGUCGACGUUGGAGCUUUCCUCGAGAGCCGCGGAAUUCAAGCUGCUGGCGUCGUCGUCUCUGACCUCUGCGAGAGGUUCUCCCACUUUGAGGCUCGCGAAAGUCUGGCCAGCUGGUGCGCUCGUCACGACGUGCCAGGCAUUUCGGGCGUCGAUACGCGCGCUCUCACCACGCUCCUGCGCAAUCAAGGCUCCACCUUGGGAGGCAUCGUCGUCGGCGAGAAGCACGACGUCAAGCCGGAAGCUGAUCAAUUCUUUGAUCCGAUGGAACUCAACUUGAUCCAGAGCGUCAGCACGAAGCACGCCUACACCAUUCAUCCUCGUCUAGGAGAGAGCGGUGCGCGCGCUCACAUUGCUCUGCUCGACUUUGGAAGCAAGGCCAACAUCGUUCGUUGCUUGGUGCGAGAAGGCGUCAGCGUAACUGUCCUUCCGUGGAAUUACGAUUUCAAUGCGGUUAGGGAUCGCUUCGAUGGACUCUUUCUCUCCAACGGACCCGGCUCUCCCAACUCCAUCCCCGAAGCCAUCGAAACGACGCGCAAGGUGAUUACAGAGUGGAACAGGCCAGUAUUUGGUAUUUGCAUGGGCAAUCAGAUCAUCGGUCUAGCAGCAGGAGCGACGUGCUACCGCAUGUCCUUUGGAAAUAGAGGUCACAAUCAGCCCGUCAUCAGCCUAUCCACUGUCGGCAACUGCAUCAAGGCGGGACGCGUGUACGUCACUUCGCAAAACCACGGUUAUUGUCUAUCGUGGGACCACGAUGCGCCCAACGGCGGUUGGCCAGCCGGAUGGAUCCCUUGGUUUGUCAAUGCAAACGACGGCAGCAUCGAGGGAUUGCGCGCUUCGCCAGAGAGCGGCAAGCUGGUCUGGGCUGCGCAAUUCCAUCCCGAAAGCGCUGGAGGUCCUCAGGAUAGUCACGGCAUGUUUACGGAUUAUGUGGACGAAGUUGUCAAGCUUAGGAAUGCAGAGGGAAGAAGCGUGGGAAAGGGACUGGAGAAGGAGCACCUCGUUCAGGCUCCACGCAGCGCUACGGGUACGCCGAUAGGACACGUCGUCAAUCCUUCCACGGCCAACGUCGUCUCGCCAAAGUGA
Messenger RNA from Ceraceosorus bombacis, 1524 nucleotides. The record is from the annotation of a GenBank genome assembly. Lineage: Eukaryota; Fungi; Basidiomycota; Exobasidiomycetes; Ceraceosorales; Ceraceosoraceae.